Messenger RNA from Cyclospora cayetanensis, 720 nucleotides. RefSeq lists its product as uncharacterized. The record is from RefSeq and is a predicted model, not a curated record. The transcript has 2 exons. Lineage: Eukaryota; Apicomplexa; Conoidasida; Eucoccidiorida; Eimeriidae. Bases 1 to 720 code for a protein of 239 amino acids.
AUGGGGCGAUCUGCGGGCCAGGCAAAAUGGCUUACCUCAUGUAGGCGCUUCAUGACGGAUCACCCCAAGAGCCUCGUUCUACGAGUACGCUUCCUACUCCUGCUUGAUUGUACCUUUAUUGCUCUUGCAAUUACCUCACUUAGUGCUCCAUGGUACAUGCAGGAGUGGAGGGUCGCCAACGGGGAGAUUCUGGCAUGGACACUGAACCUUGGAACAGCCAAAUUCAGGGUUGACUGCUCCUCAGACUCUCCCGAGUUCUUGGAUUUGUGCAAAAAUCUAUAUGGAAGAUUGGCCGGAGACCUCAGGGCUGUCACACGUUCCAUUUGCAAUGCUGGGGAGAAGGUGCGGGACACGGAGCUUCAGGCAUAUCUGGGAGAUACAUGCAGUGACAUGCGACUCAUUGAAAAGCUCUCAGUCUCAACGGGGGCGGGUGGUGGUAUCUGCAUAUGUAUGAUGGCCUUCGGAAUAGUUUGCUUCUUGUUACAUGUCUGGUCGGGCUUUCGCAACAGGAGAGCGUGGAGAGCCGACCUCUUCCACUUCCAACCUCCUCUAAAUGUGGCAUUCGACCCUGCUGAAGCCGAGCCCAUAUCUCACGAGUUGCUUUACGGGUUUAUUACGGCAAUAACCUCGGCAGCGUUGCUGAUCAUUUACCUUCCCUUCUGGUGGAAGGCAGCACCCUUUGACCCAGACCCCUAUUUCGUCAAAAAUUUCGUUAUCUGA